AUCUCGAGUCAGAUCCCCUAGCCAGGUCAGAUUGCCAGGUCAGAUUCCCAGGUCAGACUCCCAGGUCAGAUUCCCAAGUCAGAUCCCCAGGUCAGAUUCCCAGAUCAGAUUCCCUGGUGAGAUUCCCAGGUCACUUUCCCUGGUCAUAUUCGCAGGUCAGACUCCCAGGUCAGAUUCCCAGGUCAGAUUCCCAGGUCGGAUUCCAAGUAAGUUUCCGAAGUCAGAUCCCCAGGUCAAAUCCCAAGUCAUAAUCUUGAGUCAGAUCCCCAGAUCAAAUUCCCAGGUCAGAUUCCAAGUCAGAUUCCAGUCAGAUUCCCAAGUCACAUUCCCAAGCCAGAUUCCCAAGUCAGAAUCCCAUGUCAGAUUCCCAGGUCAGAUUCCUAGGUCACAUUCCCAGGUCAGACUCCCUGGUCAGAUUCCUAGGUCCGCUUCCCAUGUCAGAUUCCCAUGUCACAUUCCCAGGUCAAAUUCCCAGGUCACUUUCCCAGGUCACAUUCCCACGUCAGAUUCCAGGUUAGAUUCCCAGGUCAGAUUCCCAGGUCAGAUUCUCAGGUCAGAUUCCAGUCAGAUUCCCAAGUCUUAUUCCCAAGACAGAUUCGCAAGUCAGUUCCCCAGGUCAGUCAGUUCCCAAGGCAUAAUCUCGCGUCACAUCCCCAGGUCAGAUUCCCAUGUCACAUUCCCAGGUCACAUUCCCAAGUCAGAUUCCCAGGUCAGAUUCCCAGGUCAGAUUCCCAGGUCACUUUGCCAGGUCAGAUUCCCAGGUCGGAUUCCAAGUCAGAUUCCCAAGUCUUAUUCCCGAGUCAGAUUCCCAAGUCACAUCCUCAGGUCAGAUUCCCAAGUCAUAUUCUCUAGUCAGAUCCCCAGGUCAGAUUCCCAUGUCACAUUCCCAGGUCAGAUUCCCAGGUCAGAUUCCCAGGUCAGAUUCCAAGUUAGAUUCCAGUCAGAUUUCCAAGUUCGAUUCCCAAGUCAGAUCCCCAAGUCAGAUGCCCAAGUCAUAAUCUCGAGUCAAAUCACCAGGUCAGAUUCCCGCGUCAGAUUCCCAGGUCACAUUCCCAGGUCAGAUACCCAGGUCAGAGACUCCCAUGUCAGAUUCCCAGGUCAGAUUCCCAUUUCACUUUGCCAGGUCAGAUUCCCAGGUCGGAUUCCAAGUCAGAUUCCAGUCAGAUUCCCAAGUCUUAUUCCCGAGUCAGAUUCCCAAGUCACAUCCUCAGGUCAGAUUCCCAAGUCAUAUUCUCUAGUCAGAUCCCCAGGUCAGAUUCCCAUGUCACAUUCCCAUGUCACAUUCCCAGGUCAGAUUCCAAGUCAGAUUCCAGUCAGAUCCCCAAGUCAGAUCCCCAAGUCAGAUCCCCAAGUCAGAUCCCCAAGUCAUAAUCUCGAGUCAAAUCACCAGGUCAGAUUCCAGCGUCAGAUUCCCAGGUCACAUUCCCAGGUCAGAUACCCAGGUCAGAGACUCCCAUGUCAGAUUCCAAGUCAGAUUCCCAAGUCAGAUCCAAGCAGCACAGAGACGACAGGGAUCAGAGAGAGUGACAGUGAAGGGAGUGUGGAGGGUGCGAGUGUGGUUAAAGCAGAGGGCGCAGUAGCUGACGUGGAGGAGGGGGUGAUGGACGCAGGAGGGGCAGUGUUCUUUGUCCCGCAGCGGCCCCGAAUGCCCCCCCUUCCGGUCUCCAUUCGCCGAAUGGAGAGAAUAGGGGAGUGACUUACCUCACCAGAAAUCAUUGUUGGUGGUGGCCAUGAUAGCCAGGAUGGUGGUGGCAGGGGUGAGGCGAGAGUGGUGCUGGGGAGUGGGGAUUGGUGCAGCUGGAGCAGGAAGGAGUAGGGUGGUGGUGGCACGUGCCACAGGUAGCAUGUGGACUAUAGAGAGAAUAGGCGACUGAUUUAUAGGUGCCACACCUACGAUGGCUGGUGAUGCGCAUCGUAGCGGGGAUGGUAGUGGUAGUGAGGAGGAGAGGUUGAUGGUAUUGGUUGGAGAUGAGAAUGCUGAGGUGGGAAGGAGAAGGGUGGUGCGGUGGGUGGUACGUGCAACGGGUGUGUGGAACCCAAAGAAGAUAGGCGAGUAACAGUAUACUGUACUUGGUGGGAGGAGGUAGACUCAUUUGCGAUUCAUUAUUGGAGGCUGGUUCUGAAUGAUGCCGAAAGCAAUGGUGAUGGUGUUGAUGAAUCUGAAUGUGUCAUUGCCAUAGAUAGAUGGGGUUCAGAAAUAAUAUGCUCUUACAAAAUUACGGACACUAUUUCCCUGUAACUCUCCUCAUAACGGGUACGCAAUCCGCCUGAAACCUGUUCCGAAUUCCCUUGGUGCGUCUAGGAGACCUGCGGCUCGAUAAGUGAGUGGAGUGGAGCACACCUGAAAUAACCACCCACGAGCAAACAACGCGGCACGGAAGCACCAGCCCCAUCAGGUGAGGUCAGGUCACUCGCUCGCCCUGCAACUCGCAGCAGCAGGCAGGGCCCAAGCCAGACUCAUCCUUCCCCUUACCUCCCGCAUAAAACCACUCCCUCGGCUAUUCCUCUCUCACAGCAAGCAAGUGGCUUUCCCAGCGCACAAAAGUCAGAUCAGAAACCAGUCAGAUUUCCAGUGACGAUCUCCAUACAGCUUGAGUGUAUAUAGCAGCUUCGUUCUCGAUACCCGUCCCUCCCAGCGCGUGAGAAUGGCCAGAGCCGCGCUUCUCGCGCUCUCCCUGGCGCUGCUCGUCGCCGUCGCGCGCGCCGGCAGCCCCAUCACGAGCUCGUCCGCCAACGAGAAGCCCGACCUGAGCAGCAAGAAGGACGACGGGCUCAUGACCGAAAUCCCCGCCGCGAUCGCGAAGGCUGCUGCGUCAGGCGACGCGGCCGGUGUUACCUACGUCGAUACCGCUCAGGAUACGUUUUUCAUGGCUGACGUGAAGAAAGCGGGGUGGAACGCGCAAAAGUGCCCGCCCGGUUUGAACAAGGAGCUGGCGGGAGCGUGCACGCCCAAGAACUGCUCCAAGGGCGGAAUCGCCGCCAAGUGGAAGACCGCCUACCUGCAGAAGAACAAGCUCGGUUACGAGCUGUACGUGCCGGGUAACCCGCUGACGCUGCUCAAGGCGAACCCCGCGUCGUGCUGCAACACGUGCGCCUCGACGCCCCUGUGCACGUACUGGCAGUACAUCCCCGAUAUCACGAUUGACGGAAAGAAGGGCAAGGGCGCGUGCUACCUGAUUCACGACCAGAUUGACUUCACGUGCGGAGAGAUGACCGCGCAGUACAGCACGGAGACGAAGCCCGUGCCCCUGCAGGUGCGCAUCGGCGGCGAGUGCAACCCCGCGGCGAAGAUCCUCAACGACCCGCAUCUGGUGGGCGCGCACGGCACGCACUUCGACUUCAACGGCCGCCCCGACAAGGCCUUCUGCCUGCUCACCGACCGCGACCUCCACGUGAACAUGCUCCUCCGCGGUUACUACGACGAGAGGACCGACAACGCGGCGCUGGUCGUCGACGGCAAGGCAGUGCACACGUGGAUCAAGGAGCUCGGCAUCGUGUGGACUGCCGGCGGCGUGGACCACAAGAUUCGGCUGGCGGCGCGCGGCGGCAAGCAGCAGGAGCGCGGCGAGGGAUUCAUGAAGAGCAUCGAGAUCGACGGCGAGGAGAUCCCUCGCAUGCAGGUCGGCGACAGCGUUACCGGCGCCGGCGGGCUCAAGGUCGAAUUCCGCGGGCUCGAGAAGGAGGGACCGUUCGAUGUCGAUUACUACCUGCUCACGAUCGACGGCCUGGUUUCGCUCGACCUCCGCCUGCGCGUGGCUCACCCCAAGCUGCAAACCCCGACCGACGCCGAGGCGCACAUCAAUGUGGGAAUUGCGGAGCUGGAGCACACGGAGGAGAUUCACGGCGUGCUCGGACAGACGUAUCGCGCGGAUCACUCGCAGCGCGCCGCGGACUUCCAGCGCCUGAUCGCGAGCCUGCACCGUCCGAUCUCCGCCGAUGGCGCGGAGGGCAAGGGCUUCCUUGAUGGCACACCCAGGUCGUACGAGGCGAGCGACGUGCUCGCUGUGGAUUGCGCUUAUACCGCGUACGGCCGCGCCAGACAAGUCAUGCCCGUGCAGCCGUAAGUGCUGGUUCGGUGCUGCAUGUAUUGUACAGUGGGCUGAAUGUAUACAUAGGUAGCAUACAUCCAUAGGACUAAUACUAGUGGGCUGAUUCUCCCUAAUGUAUUGGAUUUAUUUCUGCCAAACCACUCUUCAUACGGUUUUGAUCUUAAUACUAAGCAGCAAGUGAGCAGGGAACGCUGGAGUAAGGAACGGUGGAGGGGGGAGUGGUGGAAGGGGCGAUGGCAGGAGGUGGCGCUUGGUCCAAGCGCCUGCUCUUGUGUUGCUUGCGCCUCUGCUGCUUCUGCCUGCGUGUGCGGUGCGGAGGCUUACACCGCGUGUUGCAACUUGCAGCCCGUGAGCUCCUGCUGCGUUCCAUUCCAAGCAGGGGCAAUGGGGUGAGCAGAACCAUGAGCAAGAAGCCGUCCCUCUGCCCGCGAGCUCCAGCUGCAUUCCUCCAGUUUUUGCCGCUGUCAUCCCAGUAAUG
This is a messenger RNA of Closterium sp. NIES-67, 4527 nucleotides long. The record is from the annotation of a GenBank genome assembly. NCBI's taxonomy places the organism in Eukaryota, Viridiplantae, Streptophyta, Zygnematophyceae, Desmidiales, Closteriaceae.